Messenger RNA from Labrus bergylta (ballan wrasse), 1682 nucleotides. The record is from RefSeq and is a predicted model, not a curated record. Lineage: Eukaryota; Metazoa; Chordata; Actinopteri; Labriformes; Labridae.
GACAAACUGAACAGAUGGAAACAGGAGUUGGAGAGGACUGUGGAGGAGCAGAACCAGAGAGGGACUCAGAUCCAGAGAGCUGUUUACAUCCAGAGAUUGAGGUCGAAAUUGAAGGCUCUUCUGAGACUGACGACAGUGAUGAUGAUUGGAAGGAGACCAGAGAACAUCAGUCAGGUUUAAACGCUGUGGAAAACUUGAGAAAUUAUAAGAAAUCAUAUGGUUGCUCCGAGUGUGGGAAAUUAUUUAAAGUCAGAAGUCGUUUGAUCCAACACAUGAGAAUUCACACAGGAGAGAAACCAUUCAGCUGCUCUGAGUGUGGAAAAAAAUUUCACCUUAAAGACAGUCUGACCAGACACAUGGUAGUUCAUACUGAAGAGAAGCCCUUCAGCUGCUCUGUUUGCAGUCAAAGAUUUAAACAUAAGUGUAAUCUGACACUUCACAUGGCACAUCACAGAGGAGAGAAACCCUACGGCUGCUCUGUUUGUGCCCAAAGAUUCUCUUGGCCCAAUCAGUUAAAAAGACACAAGUGUGUUGGAGGUCAGGAUGCACAUCUUCAAAACCAAACUGAGGAGAAAACGGAAGCAGAAACAGAGGGGGACUCAGAUCCAAAGAGACAUACACAACCAGAGACCCAUAUCGAGACUGAAGACUCUUUAGAAGCUGAGACUGAUGACAGUGAUGAUUGGAAAGAGACCAGAAAACAUCAGUCAGGGUUAAAUACUGAAAAUAUUAGAUCACAAACUGAUAAGAAACCACAUACCUGUUCUGAGUGUGGUAAAAUAUUCAAAAAGAAACAUGAUCUGACCAGACACCUGAGACUUCACACAGGAGAGAAACCCUUUAGCUGCUCUGUUUGUGAUAAAAGAUUUAACCGGAAAUGGCAUCUAACCACACACAUGUUGGGUCACACUGGAGAGAAACCCUUCAUCUGCUCUGAGUGUGGAAACAGAUUUCGACAGAAAAAGCAUCUCAUCUCACAUGAGAAAAUUCACACUGGGGAGAAACCCUACACUUGUUCCUACUGCGGUAAAAGGUUCAAUCGAAAAGGAAGUAUGAACACGCACAUGAUUGCGCAUGUGGGAGAGAAACCAUUUGGCUGCUCUCUCUGCAGUAAAAGGUUUUACUAUAAAGCACAUCUGAACUCACACAUGUUGGUCCACACAGGAGAGAAACCCUUCAGCUGCUUUCUUUGCAGUAAAAGAUUUACCCUGAAUUCUUAUCUGACACUUCACAUGGCACACCACAGAGGUGAGAAACCCUUCAGCUGCAGUGUGUGUGAAAAAAGUUUCCUCUGGCGCUCUCAGUUAAGAAAACACAAGUGUGUUGAAGAUCCGUCUCCAAAUCAGAGUGACAGAUUUGAUGACUUUGGACUUGAUUUGACAAAAUCAUGAAGGAAUUACAACUCGACUUGGAAUUCAACACCAAUGACUUGUGACUUCACUUGGACUUGAGCCUAAUGACUAGAAAAUACUUUCAAUGGUUAUAAAAGAUACAGUUGGAAUCAGGGAGUCUGAUAAUGGAAAUAUAGUCAACUGUGCACAGAAUAUUGUGGGAUUAAGAUCUACGUCUUUCAGUAUUUUCAUGAAAAUAUGCUGCGUUUAAAGUGUGUUGGUGUACCUGCUGCUCCUCUGCUGUCUGCAUGUUGCAGGGGCGAGCUAAUAAACAUACACACCGGAACGCCA